CGCCCAUUCGUUCUCCCCGAAGUCCACACACACAGAAGGCAACGAGGGGUGAGUAGCAGCGAGCUGCGGCGGUGGUUGGCCAUGAAGCUCACCGGCGACAUACCGCCAAAUCAAACAAUAUACAUUAAGAACUUAAACGAGAAGGUCAAGAAGGAAGGGUUCAGAGUGGGUACAUAUUGACCCCUCAAACUCCAGCACAAUUUAGUUUAGAUUGGGUUGUAUUUUUUUGAGGUUGUGGAGAGACUUGGAGCCACUUGAUUGUACGUUCUUCGUGUGGACUCAGCCCCUGUUUAACUGUUAUUGGUCAGCUACUCAUAGAUCUUCCUGCUGGCCUUCUCCGCGCUCUAUUUGCUUCUCCGUCAGUAGCUAGAGUUGGGAAUUAGGAUGAAGGUGAAGGUGAUUUGCCGGAAAGUGUGUGAUUAUGUCCGGUAUGACCUGAAAGAAAUUGCAUUCCCUUCAUCUUUACCUGACCCGCCUCAUAUAAAAAAGCGCAGGAAAUUAACUUGGAAGGAGCGAUUCCUUGUGUUGAAGGAAGCUUCUAGGCUUUAUGCUGCAAGCUGGGUAAGGGACAUUGGUCCUGAACUUCGACCUAAUGACUACAAAAAGAAACAAUAUGAUGAAGAGAUACUUAACGAUGAAAAUGGUGCCACUAAGCAGAAGGAGCCCUCAACAUUGGAGGACCUAGCCGUGGCUGCAAGAGGCGGCAUGGAAACUCUCAGGCCCGCACUGCAGCGGGUUUAUAUGACUAGAGCCGCAGCAUCUAGAGAUGCUCUCAAGAGCUUUAUUCAAGGAUAUCAAGAAGGCAUUCAGCAAGUCAUGGAGAAAAAAGAAGAGACUACAUCUCAGAAUGACGAGGAUUUUCAUAAGGACAAAAGUUGACCUGCUAAGCCAAAUAAGUGAGUUCCUUCUGGAUGACUGAUAAAAAUAUGAAAUUGUAUAACCCACAUUUUUUUGCUGAAAAUUUUGCAUAACCGGUUUUUUAAUAGCUUGAACCCAUGUUUUUUUUGUAUGAAGACAACCAAUGACUGAAGUUUGGGGACAGAGGGAGCAUUAAGUAUUUGAAUUAAAGUCGCAUGAUGUUU
Cuscuta campestris is the source of this 1082-nucleotide messenger RNA. Lineage: Eukaryota; Viridiplantae; Streptophyta; Magnoliopsida; Solanales; Convolvulaceae. The record is from the annotation of a GenBank genome assembly.